UCAUUACUCACUGUCAAGUCUUUCCAUUGAGUCUUCCUCUCAUUCCUAUUUUGUUUAUGAAUGUCAUAAGUUUAGUUUUUAUUACUUUAACAGAAAACAUAUAUGAAGAUGAUGAGCACUAGUGUUGCAUGUAUUCUCAAGUUAGUUGCGUUACUCUUUGUUGCGGUGUUGAAGUUGUUUGCGAAUGACACUGUUGGUUGCUUAGAGAACGAGAGACACGCUCUCCUUCAGUUGAAAGCCAGCCUGACGUUGGAUUAUGACACUUCCCUUUUGUCUACAUGGGAUAGUGAGAGUGAGGAUUGUUGUGCAUGGGAAGGAAUUGGUUGUAACAAUCAAACUGGACAUGUUGAAAUGUUUCAUCUUAGUCCUCCUCGGUUCGGUUAUUUUCCAGGCGAGAUCAACACAUCAUUGAUGGAGUUGAGUCAUUUAACAUAUUUAAACAUUAGUGGGAAUCAGUUUUCAAACAGUAUUUUUUCAGAAUUAUUUGGUUCACUUACCAACUUGAGAUUCCUUGACCUCCAAGAUUCAUUUCAUGGGGGAAGAAUUCCAAAUGAUCUUGCUCGUCUUUCACACUUGCAAUAUCUUGAUCUAUCAUGGAAUAACCUGGACGACACAAUCCCUCAUCAACUUGGAAAUCUCUCUUAUUUGAAACAUCUUGAUCUCAGACAGAAUUUUGGCCUUGUUGGGGCAAUCCCUCGUCAACUUGGAAAUCUCUCUCAUUUGCAGUACCUUGAUCUUUCAGGAAAUUCUCUUGUUGGAACUAUUCCUCAUCAACUUGGAAGCCUUUCAAGUUUACAAGAGCUUCAUAUUGGAGACAAUAUAAGACUCAAUGUUGGAGGUCAGUGGCUUUCUAAUCUCACUCUUUUAACCCAUCUUGACUUGAGUGGCAUACCCAAUCUCAAUUCUUCUCAUCUCUGGCUCCAAAUGAUUGCUAAGCUACCUAAUAUACAAGAAUUGAAACUCUCUGGUUGUGACCUUUCCGAUCUUUACCUUCAUUCUCUGUCCCAUUCACGGUUGAACUUUUCUACUUCUCUUGCAAUCCUUGACCUUUCAUAUAAUGCCUUUUCAUCUUCUAAAAUAUUUGAAUGGGUGUUUAGUGCCACCUCUAACUUAACUGAGCUUGAUCUUAGUUAUAACAAAUUCAAUGGCACCAUUCCAUAUGAUUUUACCAACAUACAAAACCCUCUCGAACGUCUCGACUUGUCUAGUAAUGAACUACAAGGUGGAAUUCCAGAAUUUAUUAGACAUAUGUGUAUGUUACAGUCAUUGCAUCUUGAUGUUAGCAACUUGAAUGAAGACAUUUCAACUAUUUUACACAAAUUGUCAGGCUGUGCAAGAUACUCGCUGCAACAUUUGAGUUUACGUUCCAACCAACUCACUGGAGCAAUGCCUAAUCUUUCAACAUUCCCAUCUGUAAUAACAAUUGACCUUUCAAGCAAUAUGUUAAGUGGGAAGGUUCCGGAUGGAAUUUCAAAAUCCUUGGAGACUUUGACAUUUAAAUCAAAUUAUUUAGAAGGAGGAAUUCCAAAAUCAUUUGGUAACCUAUGUUCGUUAAAGUUGCUUGACCUUUCAAGUAAUAAACUGAGUGAAGAUCUUUCAGUGAUACUUCAAAAUUUAUCUAGUGGUUGUGCAAAGUACUCAUUGCAAGAAUUAUAUUUGGCUAGAAAUCAAAUUAGCGGCACAGUACCCAUCAUGGCUGGGUUCUCAUCAUUAGUGCGUUUGAACUUUGAAGACAACAUUUUAGAAGGUGAGAUCACUGAGACUCACUUUGACAACAUGUCCAUGUUAAAGGAUUUAAACUUGAAUGACAAUUCAUUGUCACUAAUAUUCAGUGAAAAUUGGAUCCCAACUUUUCAAUUGUCUAACUUACGUUUAAGGUCUUGUACUGUUGGAUAUAGUUUUCCAAAAUGGUUGCAAAGUCAAAAAGAUCUUCAAGAACUGGACAUUUCUAAUGCUAGAAUCUCAGAUGUAGUUCCAAUGUGGUUUUGGACUCAAGCAACAAAUAUAGCGUUCAUGAAUUUUUCCUACAAUAAUCUCAUUGGUAGAAUUCCAAAUUUGCCUAUAAGAUUUCGUGAAGGUUGUCAAGUAAUGCUGGAUUCUAAUCAAUUUGAAGGUUCAAUUCCUUUGUUUUUUCGCAGUGCAUUAUUGCUUCUGUUGUCGAAGAAUAAAUUUUCUGAAACUCCUUUGUUCUUAUGUGUUAAUACUACAACUUAUAGAAUGAGGACAUUAGACAUAUCAAAUAAUCAAUUCUCAGGGCAGCUUCCUGAUUGUUGGAGCAAUUUGAAAGAAUUGAAAUAUCUAGAUUUGAGUGACAAUACUCUCUCAGGUGAAGUUCCUUCCUCAAUGGGAUCAUUACUUGAACUUAAGGUUUUGAUAUUGCGAAACAAUAGCUUCACUGGGACGUUGCCUUUGUCCUUGAAAAAUUGCACAGAACUAAUCAUGCUAGAUGUUGGAGAUAAUAAAUUCUCAGGACCAAUUCCGUAUUGGUUAGGACAACAAUUGCAAAUGUUAAGCUUACGAAGGAACCGAUUCUAUGGAAUUCUUCCUGAGAGUCUUUGUUUCUUAACAAAUAUUCAGUUGUUGGAUCUCUCAGAAAACAAUUUAUCAGGACAAAUUUUAAAAUGCUUGAAGAAUUUUUCCGCACUGUCUCAAAAUGUUUCCUCAACUAGUGGCAUAGACUCUGUUUUAUUUUACACAGUUGAAGCUAUAGAUAGUAUUUAUGGCUUUGAUUUGAAUGCAUUAUUGACAUGGAAAGGUGCAGAGAGACAAUUCAAGAAUAAUAAGCUUAUUUUGAGGAGCAUUGAUCUUUCAAGCAAUCAAUUGAUGGGAGACAUUCCAAAGGAAAUAGGAAACUUGAUCGAAUUGGUGUCACUGAAUUUAUCAAACAACAAUUUAACCGGAGAAAUUACUUCAGAGAUUGGAAGGUUAACAUCACUUGAAUUUCUUGACCUGUCAAGAAACCAUUUAUAUGGUCUAAUUCCUUCUUCUCUAACUCAAAUUGAUCGUCUGACCAUGCUGGAUCUAUCGGAUAACAACCUGUCUGGAAGAAUUCCAAUCAGCACGCAAUUGCAGAGUUUUGAUGCAUCAAGUUAUGAGGGAAAUGUUGAUCUUUGUGGGAAACCGCUUGAUAAAAAAUGUCCUGGAGAUGAAGAAAUUGCGCAUCAGAAACCUGAACUAUAUGAAGAAAGUGUACCAGAAGAUAAAAAACCAAUUUAUUUGAGUGUGGCAUUGGGAUUUAUCACAGGAUUUUGGGGACUUUGGGGAUCAUUGUUUCUCAUCAGGACUUGGAGACAUACAUAUGUGUUGUUCUUGAACAACAUAGUUGACACAAUGUAUGUGUUUAUGGUGCUGAAAGGAAUUAAAUUUCAAAGGUGGAUUAGAGCUUUGCAGGAAAAGUUUUUCUAAGCAUCUCCAAUAGAAUCAUGUGCGACUUUGUUGAAGAAAUAAAGGAAUUAAUUCAGAGUUCUCUGUCAACUAUUAGUAAUUUACAUCACCAAUUUCUGAAUCAUAUACAUGUUAUAUAUGUUGUAAGAAUAAUAAUGUUAUUGUCAAAGAGAAAAAAAACAUGUUUUAUAAUCUUGUU
Messenger RNA from Vicia villosa (hairy vetch), 3583 nucleotides. Its product is annotated as receptor-like protein EIX2. The transcript has 2 exons. Bases 103 to 3405 code for a protein of 1100 amino acids. Gene Ontology annotation, molecular function: protein binding. NCBI's taxonomy places the organism in Eukaryota, Viridiplantae, Streptophyta, Magnoliopsida, Fabales, Fabaceae. The record is from RefSeq and is a predicted model, not a curated record.